Molecule: messenger RNA, 1918 nt
Organism: Amaranthus tricolor (Joseph's coat)
Lineage: Eukaryota; Viridiplantae; Streptophyta; Magnoliopsida; Caryophyllales; Amaranthaceae
Exons: 9
Coding region: 469-1344 (291 amino acids)
Biological process (GO): mitochondrial respiratory chain complex III assembly
Cellular component (GO): mitochondrion
Source: RefSeq, a predicted model, not a curated record
AAAUGAGUUAGGGUUUUUAAGUCGAGAUCGCAAACCUCACACGACAUCUCCUCUCCUCUUCUCUUCCCCUCCUUUUUUUUUUUCUCUCUCCCUCACUGCCUGCGCACCACCAAGCCACGCAACCCCCUCCCCACGAACAGUCGGCAGCCACCGCAGCAGCAGGCGUGCCUCCCCCUCCACGAGCAGCCAGCAGCAGGCUACGUUGCACCCUCACAGCAGCAGCAUAAGGCUGCGUUCCUUCUCACCCACCAACGGCAGCUGAGCUGCGAAACAACCACCAGCAGCGGCUGUGACAUCGAUUGUUCAGCCUCCACUGUCACACUCAUCUCCACCACAUCAACCAUUUUCCUUUCACCCCCUUUUUCUAGUUUCACCAUUGUGCCCAUUUCAUAAGAGGAAGAUAGAACUUUAGUUGGGUGAUUUUUUUGACUUUGAUCGUGCAGUGACGCUUACAGGUCAAAAAGUAAAAUGUUGUCAAGAUGGAGCAGAUCAAUGGUGACUGCAGCUGGAUUACAGACAAAGAUUUUAGGUUUUAUUAAUGGUGAAAAUGUUUUGUUACAUCAAAAUUGUGCCAAAGUUGCUGCCUUUUCAACGGCUUCUUCAUCCUUUGAUUAUGUUGAUAAGAGUUUUGAUAGCAGUAGUAUUGCCACGGUUAAGUUGGACAAAUUGUUCUGGUCAAAGCCUUGUUCAUUGGCAUUGGCUAAGGAUUCACCUUUAAGAAUUGAAGAACCAAACUACGAGGGCUUUCGACGUUUCUUCCUAAAGUUGAUGCUCUUUUAUAGUCAUGAAAGCAAGUCCAUUCGAAGGGCAACUGUGGUUUACAAACGCAUAGUCACACAAGUUGAUAAACCAGCUAUCUACAACACUUUCCACUUGGAAAAAACUUUUAAAACUACUUUCUCCCUCCUUGUGCUUCAUAUGUGGAUGUGCUUGCGACGACUCAAAGAGGAAGGACAAGAAGGUGUUGAAUUUGGACAGUUUGUGUAUGAGAUUUACAAUCAUAACUUGGAAAUGAGAGUAUCCAAGGCUGGGGUUAAUUUGUUAUUGACCAAGUGGAUGAAAGAUUUGGAGAAAAUAUUCUAUGGAAACCUAGUUGCAUAUGAUGCAGCCUUACUGCCAGAAGCUGGAAAAGAUGCUCUUUCCAAUGUCCUAUGGAGGAAUGUGUUUUCUGAGGAUGGUGAAUCAGAACCAAGUGAUGCUGCUAAGCAUCUUGUUCAGACUAUGGCUCGAUAUGUUUCCCGUGAAAUAAAUUGUCUCUCCUUGACUGAUAAAGAAGCCAUGUUCUCUGGAAACUUUAUGUUCACCUCACUAGAGAAUCCAGCCUCCAUUGCAAGGAAACCAUGACGAUGAGAUUGAUAUUAAGUUUUUGGUGCUAGCCAGAUGAUAAUGUAGGUUUUCUCUAAUGAUAUUGUUCCGUAAAUAAAAACCAUUAAAAAAAGAAAUAUUUUUUUUUUGUCAUUUUUCUGGUUAUAGUAGAGUCUAGUAAAUGUGAAGCAGUUGUUCUUUGAACUCGAUCAAUUUUCAUUGAUGCCUCCAGCUUUAGCUAGGCAGUUGAAAUUAUCAAGUUGGUUUUAUGUUUUAUGUAUCAUCAUCAUUAUCCUACCCAGUGUAUUCCGCUUAUAGCUAAACUAUGGACAUGAUCUGGGCAGGGAAGGACAGCGGCAACUCAUACCCAUAAAGGAGAUGAUUUAUAUAUACUUUGAUUAAUUUAUUGAAUUUUUUUUUUAAAUUUCGCGCGGGUCAGUUUUUGGAUUGAUCAAGGUAAAAUAGUGAAAUACUAUCAGUUCCCACUUCCCAGUGUGUAACAGUGCCUAAAGCUUCACUUCUGGCUUUGGGACAUUCUUCAAUUGUAUCGAUCCAUGGAUGUAUUCUGUUUUGAGCAUAUGAAUAUAUAUCAUCCUCUAUGCAACUAAGAUCA